AGAAAGGAAAGAGAGAAAAGAAAACUAAAAAAAAUACAGGAAAAAAACGAAUCGACACAUAAAAGAUCAUGAAAUCUACAAGGAUUGUAUUUAAAUGUGUUAAAGUUAUAUUUCUUGUUCUGGCAGUGUUGUUUGGUAUUUUCAACAUGGUAUUUGCAACAGGUCAAACCUUCGAUACGAAGUUUCAGUUGUCAAAAGGUCAUUUACAGAAAAAACUUAUUCCAUAUUCACUGUAUGAAAUUAACGUGAACGGACUUCACGACUGUGUUCGCGAGUGUUUUAAUAUCGGCGAGGGUUGUAAAGCUUUUAAUUUUAACAUUAGACAAAAGACAUGUGAAUUUAAAUACAAAGAUCUAGCGUCUGCAGACGACUCUGAUUUCCAACAAGAUCGAGAAUAUAUUUUUUCUGAUAUCACGGAAUGGCCAAAAACUUUGGCACGUGGAUGUUCAAAUCAUGAUUGUAAGGCAGAUCAAUUAUGUUUGCCACGUGGUAACAGAGACUUUCUGUGCGUAAAUGAAGAUUGUGGUCAAUUGGACACUAUAUCAAACGGGUAUGUGUUCGCACUAGCAAGCACAUAUGGAUCUGUGGCAGUGUAUACAUGUAUAGCAGACUAUGAAAUUACCUCCUCUCACAGCACGAGGACAUGCAACAAUGGUGUUUGGACGAACACCAAGCCUACGUGUUCCCCAAUUCUAAAUAUCGGAUGUUAUUGCACGGAGUCAUCAUACUUGUACAAAGGUACCGAAAGCACUACAUGGAAUGGUAAAAAAUGCCAAAGAUGGGACGCACAAAGUCCACACGAUCAUUCUAUUGACUUCACAUAUGAUUUCCCGGAUGCAAGUUUAACUGCUGCCGAAAACUAUUGUCGCAAUCCUGAUUAUGAUGGCAACGAACCCUGGUGUUAUACGGUGGACCCCAAUGAACGCUAUACAACAUGUGCAGUACAAAAGUGUACAUCCUGCCCAAAACCAAAUUUCGGAUGCUAUUAUCCGGGGUCAUCACACUUGUACGAUGGUACAAAAAGCACUACAUGGAACGGUAAAAAGUGUCAAAGAUGGGACGCACAAAGUCCACACGAUCAUUCUUUUGACUUAACAUAUGAUUUCCCGGAUGCAAGUCUAACUGCUGCCGAAAACUAUUGUCGCAAUCCUGAUUAUGAUGGCGACGAACCCUGGUGUUAUACAACUGACCCGAAUGAACGCUAUACAACUUGUGCAGUACCAAAGUGUUAACAAUUAAAGAUCCUGUAUGUUGUUAUUAUGGUUGUAACAACACUUGAGUGAAAUUUUAUAUUAACCAUGCUUCUAAAAUAAUUUUCAAACAUCAAAGAAUAUGUAAAAUAUGAACUGCAAAUAUUUGUGCUCAUUUUAUCAUCAGAUGCCCAGUUUCAUUGGCAGCCCAGUUUCAGUUACCUUUUUAUGAAAUGCUGCCACUUUGAAAAGCAUUGUUGCAAAGUUUUUAUCCCAGUGGGACUGUUUAUGUUAACUUAUUACCUUGAUGCAACCUUGAAAAAAAGGUUAGAAAAUAUAAAUUGUGUAUCUGGCAUACUAUUUUCCUUGAAAAUCCUUCUUUUUAAGCAUUUUCCUUAUUACUCUUUAAUCCACAGAACAUCAGAUAUUUUUUUUAACAAAAGCUAAGAUUAAAAUGUUGUUUUUUUCAGCAUUUUAUGACUGUAAGUCUAUUUUCUCCCUGUCUUUAAUUAAAUUUAGCUGAUUAACAUGAAAAUAUUAGUAAACAAUGAAGUUAAAAUACACAUUUUCCUUAUAUUUGUAGUCAAAGUUUGGAAGAAAUCUAAGAAGUGAAGAUACCACUGAAAUUUGUUGAAAGAAGUAUUUUUGUAUUGUGAAACUUUCAGAUUUAAUGUUAAAAUAAUAUCUUUACUUGAAAACCAACUUUUUUAUUGAAGAUAUAAGAUUUUUUUUACAUGUGUCAAUUUUUUCUACCCCAUCCCCUAGUGUUUCAUAUAAUUUCCUUUUCAAAACCGUCCUAAUAUAUUAAUGUACCCUAUAUCUUGUCUUUAUUAAAGCAUAUUUUUAGCAUACAUAUUUUCUAUUGCUAUGUUUGUGUAUUAAUACCAUAUGUUUUGACCAUUUCUGGCUGAUGCUUCUGGGAUAGAAAUUAUAUAGGGAUCACCGAAGUAGGACGAAUUCGGUAUUUGUGAGCUAAUUAAGGGUAUGUUUGGUUGAUAUGGUAAAAGAAAAUUAUAUAUAAAUAUAUAGCUAUUGUUUGUGUUUGAAUUAAUGAAGAAAGGUAACUUUUGAAGAAUCUAAAGUUAAAAUUAGUCUCCUUCAAUGUUCUUUAUCGUUGUGGUCAGAAUACUCUUAGGGUGACUGAAACUGGUCCUUCAACGAUAUGUACUCACUUAAAUAUAUGCACUCAAUUCUUAUUGAAAAUUUUGACUUAGACUUUAUAGAAAAUAAUGUUUUUAAUAACCUCCCUUUAUUAACAUGAAAUGUAAAUUAGGUAAUAUCUUUACAAAUUAUGCUUUUUAGAACUAACAAUAUUGAUAAAUCUUCAUUUUGGCAUCAUAUUUAAUGAUAUAAAACCAUAAAACAUUGAGUUAAGGAGCUUUAACAUCAGUCUCUUAUAAGAAAUGUAAAACCGUUUGCUCCGUAUCUUUUGAUGUGUCAGUUUUAUCCUUCCUACAGACCCGGAUGCUAAUUCCUCUGAUAUAUUUCUCAAGUCCUUCACCUGAUGCUCAUUGUACUUAACUAUAUUGUAGUUAUUGCUUUUUUCGUUUAGCCUCUUCUUCCUAUCUUAAGUUUUGUUUUUCAUUCUCCUACAUUACCUUUGCUUUUUCAAACUUCAUAUGACUUUCUGAGUUCUAAAGGUAUUCUAUCUUUAUGUGAGCCUUGUUAAUGAUAUACUAUGCUAAUGACUCACUAUUUGGAUAAAUUACUUUUUUUGCAGAAAUUUAUUGAAAUCUUGAAAAUCCUUUCUGAAAAUGUCUCAUUUGAAUAAGUGAAUGAUGUCUAAUAUGAAUAAGUCAAUGAGGACACUAUGUUUGGGAAGCUGCAUUCCCAAUUACUUGUCAAGUCAUUGUCGUUCCUCUUAAACAAAACUGCCAGUUUUUUCAAUAACACUAUGUAAUCAUAAUGUGUUUAGCUGUAGUGUAUAGUUUAAAACAUAACAUAUUUUCUCUGUGUGUAUUGAAUAUAUGUUUAUUUUACAUUUGAAAAGGGACCGUAUAGUAAUUGCCAUUUUUUUUUUAAAUGACAAAUUUGAGCAUGAUAUUUCUUUUUAUCAGUGUUUUAAAAACUGACAAGUCCCUCUGGGCGUGCGUCUAAUGUGUUUUCAAUAUAUUCCUCACAAGGAAGUUAUCAAACUUUUUGUAGCCUUGUGACCAUGUCCUUUCUUCAUUUAACCAACAACGGUAUUGUACACAUAAUUGGGAAAUUUAGUGUCUAUCAUCACAUUUAAUCAGGGAGGAUCUUACAUUGAGAAAUGCAAGCCUUCUGGAAAAAAAGCUGUCCCUAAAAGAGGAAGUGAAAAAUUGUUGGUCAGACGAGGGAAAAAUCAGUGUGCUUCUGACGAACAGAAGAAAGACAAAAGUAGACAUGUGUACAGACCUCUCAAUGUCUUUAUUGUGAAAGAGUGUGAACAGAUGGUUGAAUGCACUGUACGUGACACUGAAGAUGUGGAUUUAGGAUGCAAUCUGUAGAUAGAUGUGUUGAUUAUGUGUUUAAACUGUUGAUAAGUACACGCAUGUUUUAUUUGUUUUAACACACGUGUUUGUUGAUUUAUGUGAAUAAUGCCCUGCCAUGAGUGAUUGUAGAUUCGAUCAGUUUUCAUUGGUCGUAAAUUUGACCACUCGUUAUCUAGUGGUGUUAUUACGCAGUAGAACCAAUCUGACUAAAGUUUAAAACUACUUGUUUCUUCCAACCGCCUUCUUAAUCAUUCGCAUUUCCCGAGAAAGCUAUUUUUAGCCAUGCAAUCAAACCGGUUUUUACAAAUAGGCAUUAGAAAAAGUAUCAAAAUACCAUUAUCCAUGACAGAAAAACAAAUUGUUUAUUUUUGUUAGAAAAAAAAUUGAAGUAAUUUUUUAAGAAAUUAACUUGAUGUAAUAAAGUUGUUAUGUAUAUAGGCUUUAUUUUAGAUGUGUUUAGUAUCUAUUUCCUGAAAAGCUCUAGGUGAACGCAGGACUGAUAAUAUCGAUGUUGUGGGUUCGAUACCUACUCAUGCCACUAUCAUUUUUUCAAUAAUUGUGUUUAUUUGAUGUUAAUAGGUAGAGCGCAUUAAAGUUCUUUCAAUAAAGUUCUGUUCAUGUUCAAUCUCGAAUAUUCUUUAUCUAAGUAGUUUUCUAGAUUGUUUAUUGAUAGUAUAUAUUAUGAUGAAUGUUUGUACUUCGAGGUGUGUGCUAAUUUGUGAUAUACUGAUUGUGUGCUAUUUUACUUAGGAUAUCGUGACAUAGGAUUAUAUUAGUUUUGAUUCUGUUAUUUUUUGUGGGAAUUGUUUGUUUUGGACAUAAUGUUAUAUUCUGCUGUUGACAUUGGACAUUGAUUAAAUCUGAAUUGUGGACAAUUGUGUUUCGAACUGUGAAUUAAACUUUAGGACAUCUGUUAAAAUCGAAUCGUGGAUAAUUGUGAGUUAAACUAUACUUUCAUAUUUUUCUGAAUUAUUGUAAAUAACUGUUGUUGUUUUUUUGUGUUUUUUUUGUGUUG
Molecule: messenger RNA, 4661 nt
Organism: Ruditapes philippinarum (Manila clam)
Lineage: Eukaryota; Metazoa; Mollusca; Bivalvia; Venerida; Veneridae
Product: plasminogen-like
Exons: 5
Coding region: 69-1232 (387 amino acids)
Molecular function (GO): endopeptidase activity; signaling receptor binding
Source: RefSeq, a predicted model, not a curated record